This is a messenger RNA of Lutzomyia longipalpis, 1287 nucleotides long. RefSeq lists its product as uncharacterized. Bases 232 to 1146 code for a protein of 304 amino acids. Lineage: Eukaryota; Metazoa; Arthropoda; Insecta; Diptera; Psychodidae. The transcript is spliced from 2 exons. The record is from RefSeq and is a predicted model, not a curated record.
UCUCAUUUCGUCGAGAUACCUCAACUUAUACAUUCAGUUUGUGAUAAACUCUCGCGCGAAGAACAUUGGACUCCUUGGAGGAGAUAAAAGUGCACCUGUGAUUGCUACAUAAUAUGGAUUUACAGUGAAGAAGUUAAUCAUUAAUUUAAAUUAAAUCUUUAAAAAAAUUAAGAGCUGAAAAUUUUUCUGGAAGAAUUUUGAAUUGAUUCAAUUGAUAAAUUCGUUAUAAUCAUGAUGGUUAAAAAGUUAUUACUUAUUGUUAUAUUUAUUUACACGGAUAUUCCAUCAUUUUCGUGUGAAAUGAAAAAAUCAUGGGUUCAUACAACUGAAAAUCAUCCUCUGAAUUUUACAAUGACUACACCAGCUACUACUUCAACUACUAUUUCAACUACCUCUACAACUACCGCUCAAACUACCACCCAAUCAUCUAUCGAAACUAUUAACUCAACUACCGCAAAAACGGAGGAAGUUCACAUGGAAAGAAGUUUCAAUACCUCAGUACCAAUUAAAUCCGAAAGAACGCAAAAUGCUGUAAAAUUCGAUAAAAAUAUGACAAAGCUUGACGAUAAAAUUAGCAAAGUGGAGGGAACGGUUGCAGGAUUCAAAAGGAAUAAGUACAAAAGCACCUACGUGGGUAAUAUCACGAAACCAGAGACAAUUAAAGUGAAUUCAAAGUUAGGAAAAUCUGGUAAAUCAAAAUCUAAGAAACACCAACACAGAUAUUUAACAUUUGACGGUGAAAUGCCACGCUAUAGCCUAGGGCCAGGGGUGAAAAUAAGCAUCGAUAUGCCGCGUGAGAUUGUUAAUGUAAACCUCGACGAGGACUACUUGAGAGAUAUUUUUGCAGGCCGUGGAAAGCGUCUGCAGUUGAUUGCCAAAAUCAUCCCUCUUUUCAUUCUACCCUUCCUCGUACAAUCCGCCAUUCUACCCUUCAUGGUGUCCACACUUAAGCUACUUCUCAUAAAAUCCAUCGUUGUGGGCAAAAUUGCCAUUCUUUUGCUCAUUCUGUCAGCAUUUAAGAACUAUCAUCGGCAACAUGCUGCAUUGGAGGUGCCUUACUAUAAUCUCGUUGAGCCACCAAGCCGAAGGUCCGAGCAACCAUUCUAUGGAUACAAAGUGGACGGACAAACAGGGUGGGUGAAUUAAAUUGAAGAAAAGAAAAUAACAUUGUAAAUAGGAGAUUCCUCUAAAUGCUGCAUUAUUAUAGAUAUAAAAAAAACUAUUGUAAUACAUAAGACGAAAAAAUGUACUCUUAAAAGCAUCAAUAAAGUGUUCAUGUCGCUGUUC